This is a messenger RNA of Anolis sagrei ordinatus, 4934 nucleotides long. RefSeq names its product homeodomain interacting protein kinase 2 (gene HIPK2). Gene Ontology annotation, cellular component: cytoplasm; PML body; nucleus. NCBI's taxonomy places the organism in Eukaryota, Metazoa, Chordata, Lepidosauria, Squamata, Anolidae. The record is from RefSeq and is a predicted model, not a curated record. Gene Ontology annotation, biological process: intrinsic apoptotic signaling pathway in response to DNA damage by p53 class mediator; peptidyl-threonine phosphorylation; peptidyl-serine phosphorylation. Gene Ontology annotation, molecular function: transcription corepressor activity; transcription coactivator activity; protein serine/threonine kinase activity.
CUCCUCGCCUUCUCCUUCCUCGAAACGCGUCGUCCCUUCCCCACGAUCGCGCGUCGCCCCCUUUUGUUCCCCUCCUUCCUUCGGGGAAGCCGCGAUCCGUGCCAUCGGCGCUUGAUUAUUUGCAAACUCCCUGUGCCUUCCCUCUUGCCCCCCCCUUCUCCCUCUCUCUUUGCCUCCUCCUCCUCCUUCUCCUCGUUCUCUCAUUGCUCUCCCUUCUCCGACAACUUUUGCAGCCAUCUCCCGGCCAGGACCGGCAUGCGGAGCUGAGAGAGACCCCCUUUUUGUGGCUGCCUCUCCUUCCCCCCUGCUUGAAGACCGAAGGGGGUCCCGGUGGUUUGGGGAGGAGGGGACUGGGGAGAGGUGCCUUCUCCUCCGCUUGACCUCUCCUCCUCCCCCUCCUCCUGCUUCUCCUCCUCCUUCUUCGCCCUGCCUUGCCUUCCCUUUGAGCGGCUGCGGAGAGAAAGGGAUGCGGGCAGGAGGCGGCUGGGCGACGCGGCGGCGGCGGUGGAGGAGGCUCCUCUCCGGAGAGACCCAGAGUCGGCUCAAGAUGGCAGAUUGCGAUUGAGUUUUUUGCCACGCCGGGGGAGGGAGGAGGGGGGCCCAGGAGGAAGAGGAGGAAGAAGAGGAGAAGGAGGAGGAGGAGGCGAGGAAGGGGCUCCCCUUUGGAAGAAGGAGAAAAAGAAGAACCCACAGGCACUGAGACAACCCUGCUUCGCUGGCGUCGCCUUUCGUGGCCAUGAAUAACAGGCAAACCUCGCACCCAUGGCCCCCAUGUACGAAGGUAUGGCCUCGCAUGUGCAAGUUUUCUCCCCUCACACCCUUCAAUCAAGUGCCUUCUGUAGCGUGAAGAAACUAAAAGUGGAACCGAGUUCUAACUGGGAUAUGACUGGGUACGGCACACAUAGCAAAGUGUACAGUCAGAGUAAGAACGUGCAAUCCGCUCAAGCAGCCGCCACCAUCAACGCCUCUCUCCAGAUCCCGAACCCAAACAUCCCUUAUGAGCAGACCAUCAUCUUCCCAGCCAGCACAGGGCACAUUGUGGUGACAUCCGCCAACAGCACCUCUGGUGUGGUUGCAGUAUCUGGACAAGCGUUGGGUGGACCACACAACCUGAUGCGUCGAAGCACUGUGAGCCUUUUGGACACAUACCAAAAAUGUGGACUUAAGCGCAAGAGCGAGGAAAUCGAGAACACAAGCAGCGUUCAGAUUAUCGAAGAGCAUCCGCCAAUGAUUCAGAACAAUGCCAGUGGGGCCACGGUAGCCACCACAACCACGUCCACUGCUACAUCCAAAAACAGUGGCUCCAACAGUGAAGGGGAUUAUCAACUGGUACAACAUGAAGUGCUGUGUUCCAUGACCAACACAUAUGAAGUAUUAGAAUUUCUUGGCCGGGGAACCUUUGGGCAAGUGGUCAAAUGCUGGAAACGUGGCACCAAUGAAAUUGUGGCCAUUAAGAUCCUUAAGAACCAUCCUUCUUAUGCCCGGCAAGGUCAAAUUGAAGUGAGCAUACUGGCCCGGUUAAGCACUGAAAGCGCAGAUGAUUACAACUUUGUCCGCGCCUAUGAAUGUUUCCAGCAUAAGAACCACACCUGCCUGGUCUUUGAGAUGUUGGAACAGAACCUCUAUGAUUUCCUAAAGCAAAACAAAUUCAGCCCACUGCCCCUUAAGUACAUUAGGCCAAUUCUGCAGCAAGUAGCCACGGCCUUAAUGAAAUUGAAAAGUCUGGGCUUAAUCCAUGCAGACCUCAAACCGGAAAACAUCAUGUUGGUAGAUCCAUCUCGGCAGCCAUACCGGGUGAAGGUCAUAGACUUUGGUUCUGCUAGCCAUGUGUCGAAAGCUGUAUGUUCAACAUACCUCCAGUCCAGAUACUAUAGAGCCCCUGAAAUCAUCCUUGGUUUACCCUUUUGUGAAGCAAUUGACAUGUGGUCUCUGGGAUGCGUCAUUGCGGAACUUUUCUUGGGCUGGCCUUUAUAUCCAGGAGCUUCAGAGUACGAUCAGAUCCGGUACAUUUCACAGACGCAGGGUUUGCCAGCUGAAUAUUUGUUGAGUGCAGGGACAAAGACAACAAGGUUUUUUAACAGGGAUACAGACUCACCUUAUCCACUGUGGAGGCUAAAGACGCCAGAUGAUCAUGAGACAGAGACGGGAAUCAAGUCAAAAGAAGCAAGAAAAUAUAUUUUCAACUGUUUGGACGAUAUGGCCCAGGUGAAUAUGACCACAGACUUGGAAGGAAGUGAUAUGUUGGUGGAAAAGGCAGACCGGCGGGAGUUUAUUGAUCUGUUAAAGAAGAUGUUGACAAUAGACACAGAUAAAAGGAUAACGCCGAUUGAAACGCUGAACCAUCCAUUUGUCACCAUGACCCACCUACUUGAUUUCCCUCAUAGCACUCAUGUCAAGUCCUGUUUCCAAAACAUGGAGAUCUGCAAGCGACGUGUGAACAUGUAUGACACGGUGAACCAGAGCAAAACACCAUUCAUCACCCAUGUGGCCCCAAGUACAUCAACCAACCUAACCAUGACCUUCAAUAACCAGCUCAAUACAGUCCAUAACCAGGCCACCACCCUGGCUCCCACCUCCACCACCAGUGCCACUAUUUCCUUAACCAAUCCUGAGGUCUCCAUACUAAACUACCAAUCUGCACUCUACCAGCCCUCGGCAGCAUCCAUGGCCGCCGUGGCCCAGAGGAGUGUGCCCUUGCAGACAGGAACGGCGCAGAUAUGUGCUCGCCCUGACCCCUUCCAGCAAGCCCUCAUCGUUUGUCCUCCAGGCUUUCAAGGACUGCAAACGUCUCCUUCAAAGCAUGCUGGCUAUUCUGUCCGGAUGGAGAAUGCUGUCCCAAUAGUCACUCAGGCCCCGGGGGCUCAGCCCCUUCAAAUUCAGCCAGGACUUCUAGCACAGCAAGCUUGGCCUAGCGGUGCUCAGCAAAUCCUGCUCCCGCCAGCUUGGCAGCAACUGACUGGGGUAGCUGCCCACACCUCGGUCCAGCAUGCGGCUGUCAUCCCAGAAACCAUGGCAGGAACCCAGCCCCUGGCAGAUUGGAGAAAUACACAUGCUCAUGGCAGCCAUUAUAAUCCCAUCAUGCAACAGCCUGCACUUUUAGCAAGUCACGUCACCCUUCCAGCAGCUCAGCCCUUAAAUGUCGGUGUAGCUCACGUUAUGAGGCAACAGCCUACCAGCACCACCUCUUCGAGGAAGAGCAAACAGCACCAGUCCUCAGCAAGAAAUGUGUCCAACUUUGAGGUGUCCUCUUCUCAGACGAUUAGCUCUCCGCAGCGGUCGAAGCGCGUGAAGGAGAACACCCCACCUCGCUGUGCCAUGGUGCAUAACAGCCCUGCCUGCAGCACUUCUGUCACUUGCGGGUGGGGCGAUGGGGCUUCCAGUACCACACGGGAACGGCAGCGACAGACGAUUGUCAUUCCUGACACGCCCAGCCCUGCCGUCAGUGUUAUCACCAUCAGUAGUGACACGGAUGAGGAGGAAGAGCAGAAGCAUGCACCUACCAGCCCGGUGUCUAAGCAAAGAAAAAACGUCAUCAGCUGUGUAACUGUGCAUGACUCCCCUUACUCUGAUUCCUCUGGCAACAACAGUCCCUAUGCAGCGCAGCGCCGUGGAGGAAAUAACAAUGGAAACACCUAUGAUGCCAAGGGAGUCCCGGAAACACAUUGCAAUGGCAAUCCCCGGACAAUUAUUGUGCCACCGCUGAAAACCCAGGCCAGCGAGGUGUUAGUAGAAUGUGAUAACUUAGUCCCAGUCACCACCAGUCACCACUCUUCCUCCUACAAGUCGAAGUCCUCCAGCACCGUGACCUCCACCAGCGGUCACUCUUCAGGGAGCUCGUCUGGAGCCAUCACCUACAGGCAGCAGCGGCCAGGACCACAUUUCCAGCAGCAGCAGCCUCUUAAUCUUAGCCAGGUCCAGCAGCACAUCACGACCGAUCGCACAGGGAGUCAUCGGCGACAGCAAGCCUACAUUGCUCCCACAAUUGCUCAGGCACCAUAUUCCUUCCCACACAACAGCCCCAGCCAUGGCACGGUCCACCCGCACUUGGCUGCCGCCGCCGCUGCUCACCUACCCACUCAACCUCACCUGUACACUUACACCGCACCUGCUGCUCUGGGCUCCACAGGCACGGUAGCCCAUUUGGUGGCUUCACAAGGCUCGGCUCGCCACACUGUACAGCACGCUACAUACCCAGCCAGCAUUGUCCAUCAAGUUCCAGUCAGCAUGGGCCCUCGUGUUCUCCCGUCGCCCACAAUCCACCCAAGUCAGUAUCAGGCUCAGUUUGCCCACCAGACCUACAUCAGUGCGUCUCCCGCCUCUGUCUACACUGGGUACCCCCUGAGCCCCGCCAAGGUCAACCAGUACCCUUACAUCUAACCACUGGAAUGUGGAAACAGACAAGCAAAAUAACACAGGAUGAAAAUGGUGGCUGCUUUUAUACUGAAGGAUGCUCCAGGCGAAUGAACAAUGCAAUGGGAGGCUCAAACAAAACUUGAACAAAGACUUUGAGGAAGAUGCUAGAGGAAAGGAGAGACAAGGUUGAUCCCAGUCCUACACUUUUUAUUUAAAAAAAUGAAAUGAAAAGAAAAAAAAAGCUUAAAAGAAUGAAAAACAGUAACAGAGAAAAAAAACACUCUGCACCAAACCACAUGGUGGGGGAAGCAGAAGGGCCAUAAUUGUCGGGUCCGGCUUUUGAAUAAAUUCACCAAUAGACUUUUACAGAUUAUUUUCAUCUGAUUCCAGGAGACUACAUUUAGGAAUUUGCUGUUCAGACCUUCUAGUGCAAAGUUUCAUAGGUGUUUGGGUAUAUAUAUUUUUUGUUAAAUUAAGGCAAGAAGCAUACACAAUUAGGGAUUUAUCCAGAUUUUCAAAAGGGUUAUCGUGUUGUCAUUGCACUGGUUGCUGUAGCCUAAAAUACAAAAAAAAAGAGACAA